AUGUUCGACGUGGACUGGCUCAGUCUCGCCGUCCCAAUUUCCUAUCUAGGCAUUCUCUUGGGAUCCCUUGCCACAUUUUCCUCGCUUUACCGCAAGCGCAAAGCCCACAAGGCAGCAUCUCUGGAGCCAUGGUUCUCUGCUCACAUUCAACGCGACAUCUACUUUUCCCUCCUCCACCUCGAACCUUCAGAAACCUCACCAAAAGAGAAGAAAGCCCCCGCCAUCCCCGACUCAGUCUUGAAGGCUUCUCUUCUACGUCGCGCAGCUGAAGACAUCCGUCGCAUUAUGGCGCUGCGUAGCCAGAAACAGGCUCUCGCAACGCUUCUCCAGCGUGGUAGUGUCGGUGAUGAUCUCUGGCAGCGAUUCCAGCGCGCGGAGAAAGAGAUGGAGGACGAGGUCAAGGAUGUGGUUUCCGAGGCAAACGCCUAUGCUCCUGGUUGGGGCCAGAUUAUCUUCCAGUCCGCCAACGAAAUGAUGAAUAACGAUAUCUACCGCAAGCGUAUGGAGGACCAACAAGGGAAACUGGAAGAAGAACGUCAGUGGUGGAGCAAGAAGAAGUCUAGUAUCCAGGAGGGAUUCAUGAAGGAGUUGGAGGAAAGCUCCCCUGCGGCGCCCUCUACCAGCGCGGCCAAACCUACUGGCGCAACGACCCCUGCCCGUUCUGUCCAGGGGAGCGAUGAUGAUGCUGUUCUUGUGGAGGCGGAAGCCUCGUCAAGCACUCCUGUUCCUCCGCCAAGCACAAAGAAGAAGAGCAAGAGCAAGGGCAAGAAAUGA
This is a messenger RNA of Penicillium bovifimosum, 774 nucleotides long. RefSeq names its product Sec63 complex subunit SEC66. The record is from RefSeq and is a predicted model, not a curated record. Gene Ontology annotation, cellular component: Sec62/Sec63 complex. The transcript is spliced from 3 exons. Gene Ontology annotation, biological process: post-translational protein targeting to membrane, translocation. The coding region runs from base 1 to 774 and encodes 257 amino acids. NCBI's taxonomy places the organism in Eukaryota, Fungi, Ascomycota, Eurotiomycetes, Eurotiales, Aspergillaceae.